AUGUCUGACGAAGAGGUGCCGUCAACCUCUGGGGGUCCCGGGCCGGGAAAGGAGCAGGUCAAGGACCCUCCAUUCCUCCUGGCACUCCCUCCUAAAGCAGCAGUGAAGGAAGGCUCAGUGGACCCUGAGUACGAAGAGAAACGAAAAGCCGACAGGGCGAACAGGUUUGAGUUCCUAUUGAAACAGACUGAGCUGUUUGCCCACUUCAUCCAGCCGGCGAGUCAGAAAUCCCCCACGUCACCCCUGAAGGUUCGAGUGGGGAGACCCCGCACCAAACUUGACGAGAAACAGAACCUGCUGUCCGUCGGAGAUAAUCGUCACCGGCGGACAGAGCAGGAGGAGGAUGAGGAGCUGCUGUCAGAGAGCAGGAAGGCCGCGAAUCUUCUCGUCCGCUUCGAGGAGUCGCCUUCAUAUGUGAAGAACGGCGCUCUGAGAGAUUAUCAGAUCAGAGGACUCAACUGGAUGAUCUCUCUGUAUGAAAACGGCAUUAACGGCAUCCUGGCUGAUGAAAUGGGUUUGGGGAAGACUCUGCAGACGAUAGCGCUGCUGGGUUACCUGAAACACUACCGGAACAUCCCGGGUCCACACAUGGUUCUAGUGCCCAAAUCCACUCUGCACAACUGGAUGAACGAGUUUAAGCGCUGGGUCCCCACACUGAAAGCCGUCUGCCUCAUCGGAGAUAAAGACGCCAGAGCAGCGUUUAUCCGCGACGUGAUGAUGCCGGGCGAGUGGGACGUGUGUGUAACGUCGUACGAGAUGGUGAUCAGAGAGAAGUCCGUCUUUAAGAAGUUUAACUGGAGAUAUCUGGUGAUAGACGAAGCUCAUCGCAUCAAAAACGAGAAAUCGAAGUUGUCAGAGAUUGUCCGUGAGUUUAAAACGACGAAUCGUCUCUUGUUGACUGGAACUCCGUUACAGAAUAACCUGCAUGAGCUCUGGUCUCUGCUCAACUUCCUGCUGCCAGACGUGUUCAACUCUGCCAGCGACUUUGAUUCGUGGUUUGACACCAACAACUGUCUGGGUGAUCAGAAGCUGGUGGAACGGCUGCAUGCGGUGCUGCGGCCGUUCCUGCUGCGUCGGAUCAAACAAGAAGUGGAGAGGAGUCUUCCUCCGAAGAAGGAGGUGAAGAUCUACCUGGGCCUGAGCAAAAUGCAGAGAGAAUGGUACACCCGAAUCCUGAUGAAGGACAUCGACAUCCUGAACUCUGCAGGGAAGAUGGAUAAGAUGCGCUUGUUGAACAUUCUGAUGCAGUUGAGGAAGUGCUGCAAUCACCCGUACCUGUUCGACGGGGCGGAGCCGGGACCGCCGUACACCACCGACACACACCUGGUCACCAACAGCGGGAAAAUGCUGGUUCUGGACAAACUACUACCCGAAGUCCAGGAGCAAGGUUCUCGAGUGUUGAUUUUCAGCCAGAUGACCCGCGUGCUGGAUAUUCUGGAGGAUUACUGCAUGUGGAAGGGCUUCGAGUACUGCAGGCUGGACGGCAACACGCCGCACGAGGACAGAGAAAAAGCAAUUGAAACGUAUAACGCGCCAAACAGCUCGAAAUUCAUCUUCAUGCUGAGCACUCGCGCAGGGGGCCUUGGAAUCAACCUGGCAACCGCAGACGUCGUCAUCCUGUACGACUCGGACUGGAACCCCCAAGUGGACCUGCAGGCGAUGGAUCGCGCUCACAGGAUUGGUCAGAAGAAACCAGUCAGAGUUUUCAGACUCAUCACUGAAAACACGGUGGAGGAGCGAAUCGUAGAGAGAGCAGAGAUGAAGCUCCGCCUGGACUCCAUAGUCAUACAGCAAGGUCGUCUGAUUGAGCAGCAGAACAAACUGGGUAAAGACGAGAUGCUGCAGAUGAUCCGACACGGGGCCACUCACGUCUUCGCCUCCAAAGACAGCGAACUGACAGACGAGCACAUUGACUCCAUCCUGGAGAGAGGAGCCAAGAAGACGGCGGAGAUGAACGAGAGGAUGCAGAAACUGGGCGAAAGUUCUCUGAGAAAUUUCACCAUGGACACCAGCAGCGGAGAAACCAGCCUGUACAACUUCGAGGGAGAAGAUUACAGAGAAAAACAGAAGUUGAGUACGAUGGAGUGGAUUGAGCCUCCUAAGCGAGAGAGGAAGGCGAACUAUGCUGUGGACGCUUAUUUCAGAGAGGCGCUCAGAGUCAGCGAGCCCAGAGCUCCGAAGGCUCCUCGUCCUCCGAAGCAGCCAAAUAUUCAGGAUUUUCAGUUUUUCCCUCCGCGUCUGUUUGAGCUGCUGGAGAUGGAGAUACUGUACUACAGAAAAACCAUCGGAUACAAGGUUCCGAAGUCUCCAGAUAUUCCAAACGCAGCGCAGGUGCAGAAGGAGGAACAGAGGAAGAUCGACGACGCUGAACCUCUAACAGCAGAAGAGACGGAGGAGAAAGAGAAACUACUCACACAGGGUUUUACAAGCUGGAACAAGCGAGACUUUAACCAGUUUAUUAAGGCAAACGAGAAAUACGGCCGAGACGAUAUAGACAGCAUCGCCCGCGAGGUGGAGGGAAAAACGCCCGAGGAGGUUAUAGAGUAUUCAGCCGUGUUCUGGGAGCGCUGUAAUGAACUGCAGGACAUCGAGAAGAUCAUGGCUCAGAUCGAGAGAGGAGAAGCCCGUAUCCAGAGACGGAUCAGCAUUAAAAAGGCCCUUGACGUGAAGAUAGCGCGGUAUAAGGCUCCGUUCCACCAGCUGCGUAUCCAGUACGGCACUAAUAAAGGGAAGAACUAUACAGAGGAGGAGGAUCGCUUCCUGAUCUGCAUGCUGCACAAAAUGGGCUUUGACAAAGAGAACGUUUAUGAAGAGCUGCGUCAGUGCGUCCGAAAUGCCCCCCAGUUCAGAUUCGACUGGUUCAUCAAGUCCAGGACAGCUAUGGAGCUGCAGAGACGCUGUAACACCCUCAUCUCCCUAAUCGAGAAGGAAAACAUGGAAAUCGAGGAGAAAGAGAGAGCGGAGAAAAAGAAAAGAGCUCCCAAAGGACAAUCAGCCCAAAAACGGAAAGCUGAAGCUUCGUCUGACAGAAAGGAGAAGAAAGCCAAAGCCUGAUUCCGUCCUUUAGGGAUUUGGAUUGUUUGUUCGUCAUCCUUUACGGCAGCGACCGUUCAGGACUUGGUAUAGAUCCAGCUCCAUCCCAUAAUACUCACGACUCAAAAUCACAACCAGGACGAGUCGAGCAAUCGCGCGUUCCUCCACGAGUCGGGCUGCUUUCGCUGCCGCUUCAUUUUUACUCAGCUGCCGUCUUUAACUCUCAGUAGAUGUUUAGCUUGCCAUACGUCAUUUUAUAUUUACGUUCUUCUACCUGUUUUAUAAAAAAAUAUAUUUUCCCAUGUUCCGCUUUGACUUUCUGCCUUUCUAUGGCCAGUGAUGGGUUCAAAUGUCCGUUUUAUGGUCCGAUUGUGGAUCACGCUGUUUGAAUUGCAUGUGCAGAGCCAGUUUUAUCACGUCGUCUUUCACGCGCCCUUCUCUACGUCCCUGUUGUGUUACCUGCUCUGUUUAAGCCUAUUUACAUAUUCAUUUACAUAUUCAAGAAUUUUUCAGAUUAUCUAUCUUUGAUAUGUGUUUGAGUUCUGUGUUAUUAAAAAAAAACAAAAUAUUUCCCUUA
Messenger RNA from Pygocentrus nattereri (red-bellied piranha), 3610 nucleotides. It is a transcript of the gene smarca1, whose product is annotated as SWI/SNF related, matrix associated, actin dependent regulator of chromatin, subfamily a, member 1. Gene Ontology annotation, molecular function: nucleosome binding; DNA binding; histone binding. The transcript is spliced from 24 exons. NCBI's taxonomy places the organism in Eukaryota, Metazoa, Chordata, Actinopteri, Characiformes, Serrasalmidae. Gene Ontology annotation, biological process: regulation of transcription by RNA polymerase II; nucleosome organization. The coding region runs from base 1 to 3054 and encodes 1017 amino acids. The record is from RefSeq and is a predicted model, not a curated record. Gene Ontology annotation, cellular component: chromatin; nucleus.